Messenger RNA from Orbicella faveolata, 2422 nucleotides. RefSeq lists its product as uncharacterized. Gene Ontology annotation, cellular component: nucleus. Gene Ontology annotation, biological process: regulation of transcription by RNA polymerase II. The record is from RefSeq and is a predicted model, not a curated record. Gene Ontology annotation, molecular function: DNA-binding transcription factor activity, RNA polymerase II-specific; sequence-specific double-stranded DNA binding. Lineage: Eukaryota; Metazoa; Cnidaria; Anthozoa; Scleractinia; Merulinidae.
AAUCGCUCGAUUGUUAGCUUUGUGGGACACUCCAUUGUUGCGAAACAAACCCAUUGUUACAAUUACUUUUUCAUUGUUUACAACACCUCUGGACACAAUGCCAAACUUGACGACAUCGAAAAACGAGCAUAAUGGAUCAAUUAACAGCAAAUCUUCGAUAAACGAUAGCUCCGCGUCCCCGAGAAGAGAAGAGGAAAAAAGAACACUCGAAGAACUUCAAACACCAAAGAAGUCUGCGGUAGUCAAAAAUGGUUUACCCAACCAUUCUACACCGAAAGGCAAGACUAAACCGCCCGAGUUCUUGUCUCCUACAACGCCAGUUCAAAAGACUGUAGAUGUUCUUAAAUCGACAUCGGAAUCAGCAUCGCCUGGCAGUCCGGGCGGCUUCAAAGGAUUCACGAUCGACCCGAUGAGUCAAACAUUUUUGCGCAUGCCUCAUAUGUACCACAGUCUUCAAGCCCAAUUGCAACAGAGUAAUUCUCCGAAAGUCAAACGGCCGAUGAAUGCGUUCAUGAUUUGGGCGAGGCUCUAUCGAUCGACGAUCGCCAAGCGGUAUCCGAACGCGAACAAUGCCGAGAUUAGUGUCAAGCUAGGAGAGAUUUGGAAUGACUUAUCCACGGAACAGCAACGGCCGUACUUUGACGAAGCUUCUCGUUUGAAGGAGAAACACAGAACGGAACAUCCAAAUUGGGUUUACCAGCCGAGACCUUCAAAACGACGCCUGACCUAUAUGACGAGCAAUAGCCCCGGCUCUGGAAUGCAAUAUAACAAUGGUUCUUUAGGCUAUCACUAUCUCCACAGUCCGCCGUCCGACGGUAGUAGCACUUCGCUCUCGCCCCAGUCGAUGCGUGAACGAGGAAACUCUUUGUUCUGCUACCCACCCAGAAAUCUCAAAGACGCACUUAACAUGGUACAUUCACAUCGAAUUCCUCCGGGCAUGAAUAGAUCGAACGAGAGCUCAAGGGGUGCGGAAUUUUCUUCUGGCAUCGAGCAAGAUUUCGUUAAAAGCUUGUUCUCAAACGAAGAGCGAAAUGCUGCGCACAGGAAAGAAAACGGGUGCGCCUCCUUCGACAGCAAAAAGGAGCAGGAACAGGCUGUGGACUGGCUCAAAGUUGAAGCGGCAAAAUUUGAAGAGGAGCAAAUGGCGGCGAGGCGCGCUCAGCAAAACUGCAUCGUCAACGAUGCUAUGUUACCCACUGUCAAUCACGUGACAGACGAGCAAGAACAAGUAGCCAAGAUAAAACAGGAAAUGGACAGUGAUGGAAGCGAGUUAGACAGGUACUUAGCCGGGCUGGACGAAACGAUUAAAGAAAGUCUUGAAAAACUCAACGAAGUACCUGAUGAAUUGGACUUAAUGGAUGACGAAAGUUUAGACAUGCUGAGUGACAUCGAAGAUGUCAGUAAUGACUAAAUGGAGAAAGCAACUAAGCGAAUCGAUAAAUGUGAAUAUUUACGAAUAUUUUUAUUCCUGAAUAAAAAUAUAUAGAUGGAAGAAUUGUAUCUUUUUUACUGCGUGGUUUAAAACCAGACCGGGCGAACUGAGAGUGUAAAAUUUUGACAUAGCAGUUUCAGAAUGCAGGGAUAUUAAGUUUCGAGGUUAUCAUAACCGCUGAACUUAUACUAAAGCUAAUACCAAAGGAGGAUUUGUGCAGUGGAGUCUAAAGUAAAAUCAUCGCAAAUACCGGCAGAAAAGGUCUAAAUCAUGAAAAUGAAACAAUCGACAGCUUGUGCGAUAAAUAGUUCAUGUCCUCAUAUAUAAUAAUGCUUGUAGAUAUUUGACUUCAGACUGAAACUAAAGCUGUUAAUCUUGCCUUUUUAUGCUCUUUAGGUUAACGACGGCCAGUGUGUCGAGCGUAGAUCAACCAAUACCUACGGUCUGUUCAGUGCUGUGAAUCCACCCUCCCUCUAUUUUUGAACGAGUAGGCAUAGAUUUGAGGUCCUUUCGGCAAUAAAACGCCGCGUACAUUACUUGCAAAAACUAUCGGAAGUUAUAUUUCGGACGUUUAAUUUUCGAAUGCGUUUUUGUCUCAUUUUGAACAAAUUUCGCAGAAACAUUUUUGACACUGCUGAAACGUAGCAAAAGUAAAUUAAAAUUUGCGCCAACACAAAACACGAAUCAGACUGAAACAACAUCUGAAAACGAUAGUUUUACUGCACUCCUAAGGUUUUACAGAUUCACCGAUAAGAGCUGAAAAACAACACUAAUAAUAAUAAUAAUAAUAAUAAUAAUAAUAAUAAUAAUAAUAAUAGACUUGUAUAGCGCUAGAACUAUGCAAACAUAACCUUAUCAAGUUGUUACGUAUUCCAAGCAGUGACUAAACUACUGUAUAUUCCGGCGCCUUGAAUACACGUGAUGGUGUCGUCCAAGGAAGUACCUACAGAAAAGGUUUUAAACUGUACCGCGAUGUAAAUCUUUCAGACG